This is a messenger RNA of Anopheles coluzzii, 1956 nucleotides long. It is a transcript of the gene Abi, whose product is annotated as abl interactor 2. The record is from RefSeq and is a predicted model, not a curated record. NCBI's taxonomy places the organism in Eukaryota, Metazoa, Arthropoda, Insecta, Diptera, Culicidae. Gene Ontology annotation, molecular function: SH3 domain binding. The coding region runs from base 178 to 1509 and encodes 443 amino acids. The transcript is spliced from 4 exons.
AUCCAUAGAUUAUGUCAAAAUCACUGAAGUCGUGUUGAUGCUUGCUGCGUUUCUGUGGAUUGCAUGUUAGCGUCCAAGUAGUUAGAGAAGAUUUGGAGGAACUAGCUUGUUAGAAAUCACUAAUUGGCAGGGGUAUCGACGUAAUUCAUCAGCUAACAAACAACAACUCUGUUUGACAUGGAUGACCUUAUCACAUUAAUUCGCACCGAAAUCCCAGAAGGGCGUAAAAAUUUACAGGAAAGCUUUUCUAAUUUGGAACGGGUUGCCGAAUAUUGUGAGGAUACCUAUUAUCGCUCAGACAACAAGAAGGCUUCCCUGGAAGAAACGAAGAAUUAUACUACACAAUCGUUGGCAAGCGUCGCCUACCAAAUAAACACUCUGGCUUUCAAUUUUCUGCAGCUGAUGGAUCUGCAGACUACGCAAAUGGCAGAAAUGGAAUCACAGAUGAAUCAUAUUUCACAAACUGUCAUGAUACACAAGGAAAAGGUGGCACGACGUGAGAUCGGUGUGCUGACCGCGAAUAAGAUCAGUUCGAGGCAAUACAAAAUUGUUGCACCACUCAAUCCAGAAAAGCCGAUUAAGUAUGUUCGUAAACCUAUCGAUUAUUCGCUUCUAGACGACGUUGGUCACGGCAUUUCGCUAACCAACAAUAACCAAAAGAAGCAUCGCAUCUCCAGUCAGGGCACUAUACAGUCUACCAUUCCUCAAAAUGUGUCAGUUGGACCACCACCGACUACCAAGCCACCGACACCGCCUCAGAUGGCCCGCAGUACUGGACAUACGGGCACUCUAGGUAAGCCCGUUAGUAACACUGGAACUCUGGGGAAGGCAUCACGCGAGUACCGGACACCACCAGUCGUUGUGCCUCCUCAAGUACCCUCGCAUUAUGCGCCCAACUAUCCGGUUGGCCAUCCGCGACGAACGUCCAGCGUCGGUGGAGUUGAACGGGGCCCAGGCUAUAGUGCUCUACCAAUGCCAAUGCCCCCAAGUCAGGUGGUAAUGCACCAUCCGCCGCAAAUCGGCAUGGUACAUCCUAUGCAGUCUGGACCUGUCAUGCAGCAUCAAUCAACUUUUGAGGAGCGUAACAGUAUGCCGCCACCCCCAUCACCACUCACCGUCACUCAUGAACAGCCAGACCAUAGUCACAUCGGUAUGCACACACUAAGCCGCAAUAUGCCUCGUCCUGGGUCACAAUCACCACCCCUACCGCCGCCACCACCGCCGGAGGAAUCGGAUCAUGCUGAUUUUGGUCGACCACGUAAUACCCAUAAUAGCUUGGUGGCACCGAUCGUACCAGAUGAUCAAAAUCUCCCAGGUUGGGUCCCAAAAAAUUAUAUUGAAAAAGUGGUUGCUAUCUACGAUUAUUACGCCGACAAGGACGACGAGCUAAGUUUUCAGGAAAGUUCCGUGUUGUAUGUGCUUAAGAAAAAUGAUGAUGGAUGGUGGGAGGGCGUUAUGGACGGGGUGACCGGACUUUUUCCGGGCAAUUAUGUAGAACCUUGCGUUUAAAAUUAUAAAUUUGCGAGCUAAAUACUGCAAACAACGUUUGCUUGAACAGCGGUUUAAGAUAUGGUUUCUAUUGCUUAUAUUUUAUUUUAGUUAGUACCACAUUUUUCAUGUUAUUAUUUAACCGCCUUCUCGGGUAGGCCUAAUAUAUAUGUUUCUGUAAUAUAUAUGUAUGGGCCGUCCCGAGUAUGCGGUUGUAUGCUUACGUAUAAUUUUUCUAUUGUAAACAAGAUGGCUUUAUGUAAACCGAACAACGGCUUUGUAAGUUAUGAAUAACGUUGCUUAAUAUCUGAAAGAUUCAUUCAAACAUUAUGGUUUGCUAGUUAUUUUACUUCAAAUUAUUUCAUCAUCGUAUAUAAAACAUUGCAUAUGAAUAUUAACUAUUGCAUUAAGCAACACAUCUAUUCGAAUAAAUGCUAUUUUGAGAAUAAAACAAAAUUUGAGAAACUA